This is a messenger RNA of Fusarium keratoplasticum, 759 nucleotides long. RefSeq names its product Ribosomal-L16 domain-containing protein. Gene Ontology annotation, cellular component: mitochondrial large ribosomal subunit; ribosome. The record is from RefSeq and is a predicted model, not a curated record. Bases 1 to 759 code for a protein of 252 amino acids. The transcript has 3 exons. Lineage: Eukaryota; Fungi; Ascomycota; Sordariomycetes; Hypocreales; Nectriaceae. Gene Ontology annotation, biological process: mitochondrial translation. Gene Ontology annotation, molecular function: structural constituent of ribosome; rRNA binding.
AUGAAGCCCGCCAACACAUCGGCAUUGCUCAAUGCCUUUCAGGGACUGAGGAUAUGCGCUUCCUCGCCCCUGCGACAACUCCGCGCCCCUCUCCAGCAGUCCUCGAAGACGCUUGAUGCGGCCCGACGGCUCCAAAAUGUCCGCGCCUUCUCGACGACUUCCUCCAUGCUGGGCAGCUGGCUCGAGCCCAAUCUGAACCGAAAGAAGAAGAUGGCCAAGGGACGUCCCCGUGUGGCCACUGGAGGCUCGACAAAGGGAACGACUGUGAUCUGGGGCGACUACGGUCUGCGAAUGACGGACCACCACCGCAGAAUCAGCGCAAAGCAAUUGAAGAUGGCCGAGGAUACCAUCAAGGUGCGACUUCGAGGACAGAAAUACCGACUGUACAAGCGAAAGAACUGUAACGUUGGUGUCUACGUCAGCGGUAACGAUAUGCGUAUGGGUAAGGGUAAGGGUUCAUUCGACCACUGGGCGACCAGAAUGGCUGUGAGCCAGAUUCUGUUCGAGAUUCGAGGACGACUUCACGAGCAAGUUGUGAGGGAUGCAUUCCGUUUGGCUGGCAACAAGCUGCCAGGCCAAUGGGAGUUUGUGAAGAAGGGCGAGGCCCCUAUGGUUGGAAUUACCAAGCUUGAUGGCAUAACUCUGGAGGAGCUGAAAAGGCCGAGACGGGAAAUUGCCCCUGCUGAGCUGCUCAAGGCUUCUUCCCCAACGACUGAGACUCAGGUUGGAAGCACACCUGCAGCUUCUGGCUCCUCUUAG